Molecule: messenger RNA, 1306 nt
Organism: Quercus robur (English oak)
Lineage: Eukaryota; Viridiplantae; Streptophyta; Magnoliopsida; Fagales; Fagaceae
Product: mitochondrial metalloendopeptidase OMA1-like
Exons: 3
Coding region: 1-1290 (429 amino acids)
Cellular component (GO): membrane
Molecular function (GO): metalloendopeptidase activity
Source: RefSeq, a predicted model, not a curated record
AUGGGGUUUUCUUACGCAAAAGCCAAGUUAAACACAUUCAACGCGCUCUCAUCUUUCUUUUCAAAGAAAAAUGUAGCUUUUGGUGCAGCUAAUAAUAGCCGGUUCGUGCCAAAUGGUUCUACAAUCUUGGGUUCAAACUUUUCAAGGUUUAGUGUGGUUCCUGCUGUGGGUUUGCUUGGAGUUGGGGGAGUGCAACGUAAUAUUCAUCAAACAUGUCGUUUUCUUCACGUCACAAGGAGAUUUUACCAAGCAAGAACAGUGUCGAAUUCACUGAAUUGGUCAAUGCAUGUACAAAGAUUGAUGAGAUUUUGUAGAAGAAAUUGGGUUGCUUUGUUCUUUGGUGGUUCUGUGGUUUGUACUACUAUUUGUUGUGCAAGAAUACAAAGAGUCCCAUACACAGGAAGGUUUCAUCUUGCUCUCAUUGAAAACAUCGAGGAUAAGUUAGGAGAGUAUCAGUGGCAGGAGUUUGAGAAGGAAAACAAAGGAAAUUUACUCCCUCUGUCAGACCCUAGAACUAUUCGGGUACAAUCUGUAGCAACAAAGAUCAUUGCUGCAAUGAAUAGUGGGUUAAGGCUUGGAACUGAGUUCAAGAUCAAUGGCCAUUUAGGUGCAAGAAGAGAUUUUGGAGAUAGAGCGGCACAAUAUUUUGGUUUUAAAGAUGCUCUUGCUGAAGCAGGGUUUAAGCAUAGCAAAAAGCGGGAUCGAAACUUUAUAUGGAAACCUGCUACUAAACAUUUGAACCAAAGAAAUUGGGAAGUGUAUGUGCUUAAUACUCCAGAAAUUAAUGCUUCCUGUCACCUUGGUGGAAGGAUUGUUGUUUGCAAUGGGUUGCUUGAUGUUGUAGACAAUGAUGCAGAGUUAGCAACUAUUAUUGGGCAUGAGGUUGGGCAUGCUGUGGCUAGGCAUAUAGCAGAAGGUAUUGUGAGGCUUUUCUUGAUGCUUUCCGCUCUGAUUGCUCUUAUUUAUGCUCUUAUAAAUGGCGAUUCAACUUCAAGAGGAAAUGUGGAUGGUCUUGCAAAGCUUCAAGAUAUGUUUACCAAUUUUAUGAGCAGGAGGAGAGAAGCGGAAGCAGAUUACAUUGGGCUAAUGUUAAUGGCAUCUGCUGGAUAUAACCCUCAAGUGGCACCCAUAGUAUAUGAGAGGAAGCUUGGUGGCGAGGGUGGUAUCCAAUCGACUCACCCAUCUGGAAUAAAGAGGGCUAAACUGCUACAGAAACCCAAAGUAAUGAACAAUGCGUUGGCUGUGUACGAGGAAGUGAAAGGUGGUGAGGGGGUGAGAAGCUUUGUUUAGAAUGCUUUUGUAAUGG